This is a messenger RNA of Cryptomeria japonica (Japanese cedar), 5753 nucleotides long. RefSeq lists its product as uncharacterized. Lineage: Eukaryota; Viridiplantae; Streptophyta; Pinopsida; Cupressales; Cupressaceae. The transcript is spliced from 5 exons. Bases 326 to 5545 code for a protein of 1739 amino acids. The record is from RefSeq and is a predicted model, not a curated record.
UACACAAUAAAUAGGGUGCGAUUCAUCUUCUCAUUCUUCGUUUAUCCGCUGUAUUUUUUGAACAGAGUUCAGAUUUCUUGUGGCAUUCUACAGUGCAUACAUUCAAAUCCAAGUCUGCAGGAGAAAUAAAAUUUGCCGUGGCUCCAGCAUUUUGGAUAAAAGGCUAUAAGAGAAAAACUAGGAUCAUUCGUUGGCUCCUGUACAUCCUUAUAUGGCAUACGUUUGCAGGAGGGAAUAAAUCUGCCAUCGUUACUUAGUUAUUUCAGAAAAUAAUAAAAGAGAAAAAUAAGCUUAAGAGCAGAACAAAGGAUUUGUGCUUUACAGAAUGGAUUAUUUUACUCUAAACAGAAGGGAACUCCAGGCCUUGUGCAAAAAGCAUGCCAUUCCUGCCAACUUGACAAAUGUUUCCAUGGCUGAGGCACUUACUGCUCUCCUCAAUGUUGACAAUAAUAAACCUUCUGGUGAUGGGUUUCAGAAGCAACAAGCCAAAUCUGAAGACACAGGUGACAAGUCUGUUCUAACUGACAUUUCAAAUACCCCCAGAAAGUGCACUAGAUCAGAGAAGCAUGAAGUUGCUGCAGAAGGUAAGAGUGCAGAAGAGCCUAUUGUGUUGGAUGAUGAUGAAGCUCCAUCUGCAUUGAAAGAAAAACACGUGAAAAGUGCCGUCAAAACCCUGAAAGGGAAAUGUGGAGAUCAAACAGAAAAAUCUAGAAGCAAAAUAAGACAAAGAAAGAUACUGGAUAAAGAUGUCGAUGAAUCAUCAGUUACUCCUUACACCUCUGUAAAGGCAGGAAGAGGCAGAACCUGUAAAAGAGGCACAAAUGAAAAAAAUCCCAGUAUGAGAGGCUGUAAUGCAAUUGAUACAGAGGAUGCUAAACCUGUACAACAGAAACAUGAUUCAUGUAAAAAUGAAGAAGAAAGUGAUGAGGCAAAUAAUGUCACCGAGACUAGGCCCAAACCAUCACGAAAGAAAGUUGAUAAAAUGGAAAUGGCUACAGAAGAGAUCAAUCAAGUUUUAACUCAUACAGAGGAUGCCAAAGCUCUGUUGCAGGAACAAGAAUCGUGUGAAAGAGGAGGAGGAACAAUUGAAGUUGUCCCAAAGACUAGGUCCAAGAGAGGUUUAUUAAGAAAAAAAGUUGAUAAAGUAGAAAUGGCCACAGAAGAGAGAAUUCAAGAGUCAUUUGAUGCAAAUGACCAAUCAGUUGAAGUCGUCCUAAAGACUGGGACAAAGGCAAGGCCGUCAAGAAAUAGAGUUGAUAAACUGGAAGAAGCUACAGAAGAAAGCAUUCAAGGGACAAAUAAUGAUGGACCUUUCAAAGAAGUCCAUGAGACUAGGCACAAGUCAAUAAGGAAGAAAUUUGAUGCAGUAAAAGAAGCUGCAGAAGACAACAUUGAUGGGUCAACUGGUGCAAACCAUAACAUUGAAGAAGACACAAGAGAAAGUACAGGGACAGAUGAUGCAAAUGAUGAAUCUGUCAAAGUCUUCUCUGACAUUAGGUUCAAGGGAAGGUCGUCAAGGAAGAAAGUUGAUGAAGUUGGAAAAGCUACAGGAGAGAGCAAAGGGACAAAUGAUGUGAAUUAUGAAUCAGUUGAAGAAAUCUCCAGAACUGGACCCAAGGGAAAGUUGUCAAGGAAAAAAAUUGAGGAAGCUACAAAAGAGAGCAUAAAAUGGACAGAUGACAUGAAUGAUGAAGAAAUCUCCAGGACUAAGUGGGUAAGCUCAUCAAGAAAAAGAUCUGAAAAAGUUGCUGAAGAGAACAUUCAAGGAGUGCAUGAUGAAAGUAAAGGUGAUCAGAAUCCAAUCUGUAGGAGAUCAACAAGGGCAUUAUCAAGAAGUAAGUACAGUGGGGUAGAUUCUGUAAAGGAAACCCCUGGAGCCUCUAAAAGAAUAAAAAUUUCCAGUGACAAAAAAGUUGAAUAUGAUCCAGCAGAGACAUCAGUCAAAGUUUCUGCCAAGAAACAUGCAAAAAGCCCUGUUCAUACACGGAGGGCACUGAGGGCACUGAGUACAAAGAAUGACUCUCCAAAGUUACUUGAUGGAGAUGCCAUGGAAGAUUCUGCAAGCAAGGGUAGUAAGCAAAUGUCCAUUUGUACACAAACAAACCAGAUUCAAAUUUCGUAUGAUUCAGCUGAUGUGAAAAAUGGAGGGGAAUCAAAUUCUGAUUUAGAUUGCUCUAAAAUAAAGCAGGGCAGAGUUGGUCACAGGAGAACUGCAAAGAAAGCAGCAAUAAAAUCUCAUCACAAAGAGCUUGAUCUACUUGAAGCUGACCUUGCUCAAGAAACCAUUGAAGAUGAGAUCUGUUUGAAAGGUAUGAAUAUAACUGAAAGCUACAGUGGACAACCUGAGCCAGAAACAAAGCGUAACAAUUUGGAGGUUCAUGAAAAUCCAGCUUUUUCUUAUGGCAUAGAUUCCAGAAAUGCUCAGACAGGUGAAGCUCUUUGCAUUGUAGUUAAGGAGAUUCAGGGGAAAACUGUUCAAAAUGGUGUGGUCAUAGCUGGACCUGGCAGAAUUCAGCCACAACCUAUGCACUUGAUUUCAAAGGCUGAUGAUGAUGCAACUUUUCCUUAUGGCAUCAAAUCUAAAUUUUUGUGUCAAGGGGAGUAUAUGCACGUAGGUGUGAGCAUAGCUGAAAGCCCUAAUGAAACUGAGCUGAAAACUAUGUGUUCUCAAGAAGGCAAAGCUCCUGGCUUCAAAGAUGAGGAGGGUCACGCAGAAUUUAUGAAGGAAGGUGUGAGCAUAUCUGAAAGCUCUAAUGGAACUGAUACAGAAACUAUCUGUGCUCAAGAAGGCAAAAUCAAAGAUGAGGAGAGUCAGGGGGUGUCUAUACAGAAAGGUGUGAGUAAAGCUGAAAGCCCUAAUAGAACUAAGCCAGAAAUUAUGUGUGCUCAAGAAGGUGAAGCUCCUGGCAUCAAAGCUGAGGAGGGUCAUGCAGAAUCUAUGAAGGAAGGUGUGAGCAUAUCUGAAAGCUCUAAUGGAAUUGAGACAGAAACUAUCUGUUCUCAAGAAGGCAAAAUCAAAGAUGAGGAGAGUCAGGGGGUGUCUAUACAGAAAGGUGUGAGUAAAGCUGAAAGCCCUAAUAGAACUAAGCCAGAAAUUAUGUGUGCUCAAGAAGGCGAAGCUCCUGGCAUCAAAGAUGAGGUAAGUCAGGAGGAAACUGUGCAGAAAGAUGUGGGAAAAGCUGAGAGCCCUAAUGGAACUAAGCCAGAAACUAUCUGUGCUCGAGAAGGCGAAAUCAAAGAUGAGGAGAGUCAGGGAGUGUUUAUGCAGGAAGGUGUGAGCAAAGCUGAAAGCCCUAAUAGAAUUAAGCCAGAAAUUAUGUGUGCUCAAGAAGGCGAAGCUCCUGGCAUCAAAGAUGAGGUAAGCCAGGAGGAAACUGUGCAGAAAGAUGUGGGAAAAGCUGAAAGCCCUAAUGGAACUAAGCCUGAAACUAUGUGUGCUCAAGAAGGAAAAGCUCCUGGCAUCAAAGAUGAGGAGAGUCAAGGGGAGUCUAUGCAGGAUGGUCUGAGCAUAGCUGAAAGCCCUAAUGAAACUAAGCCUGAAACUAUGUGUGCUCAAGAAGGAAAAGCUCCUGGCAUCAAAGAUGAGGAGAGUCAAGGGGCGUCUAUGCAGGAUGGUCUGAGCAUAGCUGAAAGCCCUAAUGGAGUUGAGCCAGAAACUCUGUGUGCUCAAGAAAGUGGAUCUCCUGGCAUCAAAGAUGAGGAGAGUCAAACAACCCUAACUAUGAUGGUUGACCAGGAAAUUGUAGUUGGUGAACCCGGGACUGUGGCAGGACCAACUGAAAAAGACUGUUUGCAUACAGAAGCAGUUGGUUCAGAUGAUCUUACGUGUGUUGUUGAGAAACCAUCUGAAUUGCAACAAUGCACAGCUAAUUUAGGUGAUGAAACCAUUGAUAAUAUAAUGGAAGACGUAUACAAAGAAAUACGAAGUGACAUAGGCACUGAAGAAGACCCAGGCGCCAAGAAUUCUGAGGACUUGGUCUUAAGUGUAAUGCCGAACAUUUUAGAAUUACCAAAAAGAGAAGGGCAAGAUAAGAAUGUUCCAAGCGAAGUUCAUAAUAAUGAACUCUGUUCACAUGAAGUGCAUGUCUCAUUCUGUGAAAUUAGGCGGCAGAGUUUAGUGCAAAACAGCCCAGUUACUCUACUCGUGAAAACUGAAGAUGGUGCAACUGAAGGGAAAGUUCCAACUGGAUUAGAAGAUGAGGAUGAUAUUCAAGCUCACUUUAGUAAUAAUGUCUCUGAAGCAGUAACCAGUAUCUCAAUUGGUAAUGCCAAAGCUGACCUGGUGGAAAGAUUGGCAUAUCUUUCAAUUGAUAAUGACAAUCAGACUGAUGUAAUAAGGGUGACAUCAUCAUCUGUCCAAGUUGACAAUGAAGCUAAGGAUGAGAAAAGAAUGGAAUCGUCUUCUGUGCAAAUAGAUAGUGAAGACCAGAUGAAGAGAGAAUUACAGACCUCACCAGUCAUGAUGAAACAACUGCUAGAUGGUAAGAAGGAAUUACACUCAGUAUGCAUCUGUACAGUUGAAGAGAGAAUUAAAGACCUCACCAGUCAUGAUGAAACAGGUUCAAAUAACUCUCCUUUCGCUAAGGAACUUACUCAUUUUAAGGCAAAAGGUUUUGUUCAGAACACAGUCAAGGCUGAAAAACAAAAUGGUUUUAACGAUGAGACUGGUAGCAGGAAGGAAUUUUUUCCUUCGACACCCACUAAGGAAGAGCAGAACAUUCUAAAUACAAUUGAUGGCGAGACUGGUAGCAGGGAGGAAUUUGUUCCUUCGACACCCCCCAAGGAAGAGCAGAGCAUUCUAAAUACAAUUGAUGAUGAACAGGAAUCAUCACAUGUCAAGCUAGAAAUACUUGGUUUGAGUAACACUGAUGAGGAGACAGAGGUGAUGGAAUCGCAGGAAGCAUUUAAGACCAUUGGUGAAGUAGAGGAUCUUGGUUUGAGUAACACUGAUGAGGAGACAGAGGUGAUGGAAUCGCAGGAAGCAUUUAAGACCAUUGGUGAAGUAGAGGAUCUUGGUUUGGGAAAUAAAAAUCCUCUUGCACUACAGGAAUGUGAGCAGCAUAACACCAAAGAACUCGAAGAAACACUUUGUCAGGCUAAAGCCCCUCUUUAUAUGGCAGACACUCACUUCCAUGAGAAAACCUGUGGCCCAGAUGAGCAAGGACAAUUGACUUACGUAGACAAACUGCAAAACGAGGCUAACAACAAUGUUUUGCUGAUUGAGAAGAAGAAUUUCCCUCCCUUAACUAGCCUAAGUCUAUGCAAGCUCCGAGUUAUGUGCAAGGACAAGAUGGCUAAGGUCUCUACUCACUUUCAGGAGAAACCCUGCAGCAAAGAUGAGGUGACUUGUGGGAACAAUCUGCAAAAUGAAAUUAAGAAGGAGAAUUAUGAUCAUCUAAGUCUGCGCAAGCUCAAAGCUAUAUACAAGGAAAAGAAGGCUGGCAAAAGAUCUGCUUUGCACAACUUAUCGUCAAAUGAUCUAGAAGAGAGAGAGAAAGGGCCAAACAAGGCAGAGCUUCAAAUUACUUACGGGUCACAAAAGUGACCCAAAAUGUCUGAUCUAUAAAUGUUUUAUUACCAAGUUCUUUCAAUAUAUUCUUCCAAUUGCAUGUCUUUUUUUAUAUACAUGCAAUUUGGACUGUGAACUCCUAUUGGCCAUUCUGCCUGGAUCUCAUAUAGGCAAAGAGUAAAAUUUAAUGUGUUAAUUUGAAUAAAGGAACUUGAAUCUACUUGGUUCGUUGCCAUUACUUUUC